UGUGAUGUUAGUGAAUAGCUCCUCAGUACAACCCAAACUCACUGGUUUUUGGCGGCGAGUUGAAGUGAUGAUAGUAACUUGAACUGAACGUUGUGUGGCGCUGUCAUCACGCUGUCCCCGCUGCGCCACCAACAUCUCGCAUGUCUCAGAGGCGGACAUCACUAAGACAUAAACUUGACAAACAGCAGACAAACUGAACUCCUUCUGGUGCCGCUGACAGACGAAAUGUGGCUUCGAGAGGAGCUUUUGAAAUUCAUAUGGCACGCAUUCACAGCCCUGGACGUGGACCAGCGUGGAAAAGUUUCCAAAUCUCAGUUGAAGGUGCUGUCUCACAACCUUUGCACAGUGAUGAAGAUCCCUCAUGACCCUGUUGCCCUUGAAGAGCAUUUCAAAGAUGAUAAUAAAGGGCCUCUGUCCAACCAGGGCUACAUGCCUUACCUCAACAGGUUUAUUCUUGACAAGGUGCAGGAAGAGUUUGAUGUGCAGGAGUUCAGCAAGAUGUGUUGGACUCUGUGUUACAACAAAAAUAUCUGCACUAAACGUUUACUCAUCUCAGAAGAAGAUGCUUUUAAAGUCUGGUGCAUUUUCAACUUUCUGUCAGAAGACAAAUACCCACUAGUCAUCAUUACUGAAGAGAUCGAGUACUUCCUGCGAAAGCUGAUGGAGGCCAUGGGGAGUGGAUGGAGUGAAGAAAAAUUUGCAGAUUACAAGCUGAAUGCAAAGAAUAACUGCCUGACUGCCUGGGAGCUGAUUGAUCUGCUGGGGAUGGGUUAUUUCAGCAAGGGCAUGAACGCCCAGACCCUGUCCAUGGGCAUCAAUGAGGUCUUUCAAGAAUUCAUACUGGAUGUGCUCAAGCAGGGAUACAUGAUGAAAAAGGGCCACAAACGGAAGAACUGGACUGAGCGCUGGUUUGUCCUUCGACCCAACUCAGUGUCCUAUUACGUCAGUGAGGAUCUUGUGGAGAAGAAAGGGGACAUCAUUCUGGACCAGAACUGUUGUGUGGAGUCUCUUCCAGAUAAAGAAGGAAAGAAAUGCCUGUUUAUUAUCAAAUGCACUGACAAAAGCUUUGAAAUCAGUGCAUCAGAUAAAAAGAAAAAGCAGGAAUGGAUUCAAGUUAUUCAAACAUGCAUCCAGCUGUUGAGGUUGGGACUGUCGUCUCCUCACCGCGAGGCCCGGCUGAGGCGCCGGGAGCUCCGGCAGAGGCAGCAGGCGGACGAAGAGAACCUAGCAGAGAGGAUGAAGCAGCUCCAGAUGGCCAAUGAGUACAAACAGAGGCAGCUGGAAGCUAUGCAGAGGCAAAUGGAAGAGGCUGCGGCAAAAGCAGCAAUGGAGGAACAGAGAAGGAGGAAAAAUCAGGUAGACCUGCAGGAUCGCUACAGACUGGACCUGGAGAGAGAGAAAAUGGUGCGUCAGCAGAUGGAGGAGCAGGUGGCUCAGAAGUCCGGUGAACUAGAGCAGUACCUACAGCGCGUGCGCGAGCUGGAGGACAUGUACCAUCGACUGGAGGAGGCCUUAGAGGACGAGAGGCAGGCCAAGCUGGACGAGGAGGCCACCCACAAGCUGCAGGCCAGGCUGCUGGAGGAGGAGGCAGCAAAGAGGAUCGAGCUGGAGCAGAUCUACCUGCAGCAGCAGAGGGCGCUGUCUCAGACCAAGGCGGAGAAGCAGGAGCUGGUGGCUGCACAGCUGGCCAAAGAGAAAGACCUGCAGGCAGUCAUGAUGCAGCUGGACCAACUGGAGAGGGAGCGGCAGGGCGCGCUGGAGCAGUACAAGGAGGUGUCUAGGAAGCUUGAACGUGCAUCAAACAAGACAAAGACUUGGAAGGACAAGGUGGCCAAACAAGAGGGCCUGGUGCGCCUCAUCCAGCCAGGCCAUAAAGGACCUCAGAGGAUCACUAACUGGGGUCCUGCUUCAUUCACCGACACUGAGCUGGAGCUGAGGAAGAAGUCUUGGCAGGAGAUGAAGAACCAGGGGGCUCAGGCUCAGUGAACACUCAUUACGCCAGAUGGCUGUGAUUAAUGUUAGAGCCCAAGCCGUCAUGUUCGAAGUCUGAAGAGGUUUGGUAAUGCGAACUUAGUGAGCUAUAUGUUAACUGCUUUUAAAACAACAGCUGGGAUUGACUACAUUUCACCAGUUUCUGCUAUAACAAAAACUCACAUUCAAGCAUCAAAAUUCAUUCUUGACUUUGGAAGAUACAGUUUAACAUAAUAAUAGUGAGUCAAAGUCCACUUACUAGGUUUUGUUUUUGGAGAUUCUUAUUAUAAGUUAGGAUGAAUAUUCUCAUUCAGUUUUUAUUUCAGUAUUUCACUUUCUUUUGCUCAGUUUAACUUUUUCUUUUGUAAUUUUAGUCCUUCCUUUCUGAUUUUAUGUGCUAUAUUUAAUUUAACCUCUUAAACUACAGUUUUUUCAUGUUUUGACAUAAAGUUGUUGUAAUGUAAACCAGAGAAAAAUACUUCUUAUUGACAUUCAGCAGGACAUGACAGUGGGUACAUUUUUCACCAUAGCUCAUUGAGUCAAUUACAUCUGCUACAGUCAUAAAUAAGAUGAUUUAAAAAAGCUAAAUAAUAAAACACAUUUAUUUUGUAUGAAUGUUGAUAUGAAAGCUGUUAAGAAUAAAGACCUCCAAAUAUGUAAGAACGC
Molecule: messenger RNA, 2637 nt
Organism: Scatophagus argus
Lineage: Eukaryota; Metazoa; Chordata; Actinopteri; Scatophagidae
Gene: swap70a
Product: switching B cell complex subunit SWAP70a
Exons: 12
Coding region: 226-1986 (586 amino acids)
Cellular component (GO): nucleus; cytoplasm
Source: RefSeq, a predicted model, not a curated record